UUUUAGAGCCCCGUGAGGAGUUAGCAAGGUAAAGAAACACUAUCUCAUAUUGGGGGAGGAGGGACUCGAAAUGGAACUCGUUUCAAAGCCGAACGCAACUGCCGCAGUGUGGGAGUAUUUUGGAUUCAAACCAAAUGACCGAGGCGAACCGCUGAACCUUUGCGAGCCGGUAUGUCGCAUUUGUCAUAAAAUAGUAGCAACUAAGGGUAGCAAUACAACCAACUUGUACGUGCACCUAAAGCACAACCAUCCAGUAAAGUUUUUCCAGCUGAGGAGGAAAAGUACAACCGGUGGCCCGUCUUCGUCUUCAAGUUCGCGACAGUCCACCGUCAUUGAAACAUUUCAUCGACAGGAAGCAUACAAAAAGGACGGCGCAAAGUGGUGCGCGCUCACAGACAGCGUAGUUCGCUUAAUUGCUAAAGAGAUGCUCCCAUUUAAUAUUGUUGAAAAGCCGGCAUUUCGAAAAAUGUUGCAAACUUUUGAUAGACGGUACGAAAUCCCCGGAAAAACAUACAUAUCACAAACGGCAAUUCCACAACUUUACAGCAGUAUUAAAGAGGACAUACUGAAGGAGAUAAAAGACAUUUCAUUUUACUCUGCUACGUCGGAUAUGUGGUCAAGUUCAAAUAUGACUCCUUAUAUGAGCUUGACCAUUCACUAUAUAGCUGCUGACUGGACCCUGCACUCUAAAUGUUUAGAGACCAGGUAUGUCCCAGAUAACCAUACUGCUAACACCCUGGGAGAAAACCUGAAAUCUGCUUUAGCAGACUGGGGACUGGAUGAGGACAAGCUGGUCUGCAUUACAACAGACAAUGGCCCUAACAUUGUCGCUGCAAUAAGAAAUCUUGGCUGGCCAUGGCUCAACUGCUUUGGCCACAACCUCCACCUUGCUGUUUCCCAUGGUCUAGACAGUGACAAAGAACGUACAGCACGUGCCAUAGGACUCUGUAAAAGUUUGGUCAACACUUUCAACCUGAGCUUCUUUAAAAAGAGAGAUCUGAGGAAGGCACAGAAUGAAGCUAAUCUCCCUCAGCACAAUCUCAUUCUGGAUGUUGUCACACGAUGGGGCACUAAACAGAAGAUGAUCGAGAGGGUGUUGGAGUAA
Xiphophorus couchianus (Monterrey platyfish) is the source of this 1105-nucleotide messenger RNA. RefSeq names its product zinc finger BED domain-containing protein 1-like. The record is from RefSeq and is a predicted model, not a curated record. Bases 71 to 1105 code for a protein of 344 amino acids. Gene Ontology annotation, molecular function: DNA binding. Lineage: Eukaryota; Metazoa; Chordata; Actinopteri; Cyprinodontiformes; Poeciliidae. The transcript has 2 exons.